This is a messenger RNA of Colletotrichum godetiae, 3291 nucleotides long. RefSeq lists its product as uncharacterized. Lineage: Eukaryota; Fungi; Ascomycota; Sordariomycetes; Glomerellales; Glomerellaceae. Bases 178 to 3291 code for a protein of 1037 amino acids. The transcript is spliced from 4 exons. The record is from RefSeq and is a predicted model, not a curated record.
AUGCGGAUGAUCUUGAAGUCAGUUGCGCCCUCGUUUUGGGAGAUACCGUAGAGGUAGUCCUCUCUUGCGUUGUAGCCCAAGGCGUUGAUGUUGCGGGCUGAGUCUCCGCCCACGUUGUCAGCAAUUUGGGUUCGCUCACCGGUGGCCAGGUUCAGUGAAAAUAGGGUCAGGGACUGAAUGAGGAAUCCGGUCGUGGGGCACGAGAAUGCGGGGCCUUGCGUCGCUGAAGCCACAACUCUGGACGAAGUCGAUGAAGUGCUCGUGCUUCUACUACUCGAGCUGAACGAGCUGCUAGUUGAAGUAGUAGUUCGUGAAGAAGAAGAGGUCGUCGAGCUUGAAGAUGAUGUCGAGGUACUGCUGGCUCUUGAGGAGGACGAUGAGGUCGAUGUGGUGCUUGUCGUGAUUGUCGUUGAGGAAGUGCUGCUUAUCGAGCUAGUUGAGGCCAGCGUAUUUGCCUGGACACUAACGCUGCUUGGAGAAGACGAAGAAGAGCUGCUUGAAGUAGAUGAAGACGUCGAGGAAGAUGACGAUCUCGUCAGUGUGGAGAAUGUGGAAGCGCUCGAUGAAGUCAGCAAGGUGUUGAGCGCAACGCUAGCAGAUGAGCUUGAAGAAGAAGAAGAAGAAGAAGAAGAAGAAGAAGGAGAAGACGACGACGACGAAGUUGCAACUGUGCUUGAGGAAGAGCUGUUCGAGGUCGGUGAGAGUGAUGAUGAGGUUGAGGUCCUAGUGGUUGAUGUUGUAGGGCUGCUUGUAGUCGAGACUAAGCUCUCCGCGUUAACUGUGGCGCUCGAAGAUGAGGUGCUUGAAAGAAUGCUGCUCGAGCUACUGCUACUCGUGGGAAUACUGUUGCUCGUCGUGCUACUACUGCUGCUACUACUGCUGCUUGUUGUGGGAAUCAAAGUUGCGGGGUUGACCGUGACACUAGUAGGCGAACUCGAAGAGGCACUCGAUAUACUGCUAGUAGUAGAACUACUAGUGGUAGAGCUGGUGGUAGAACCGCUAAUAAAGGCACUGCUGGAUGUAGAGAUCAAGCUUGCUUGGUUCGCCGUAGCUGCAGUGGUAGAGCUACUCGGAGAACUACUAAAAGAGCUGCUUGGUGAGCUGCUCACAGACGCCGUGGUAGAUGUCGAGCUUCUGCUUGUUGAGGCACUUGGCGAAGCACUUGUUGUAGAGCUCGUUGUAGACAGCAGGGUGGCUGCGUUGACCGUCGCACUCGAAGAAGUGGAAGAAGAGCUAAGAGCAGAGCUGCUAAAUGAUGGGCUAGUAGUAGUGCCGCUACUCGUGGAUGUCGAGCUCGAAGAGCUAGUAGCAGUGGGAGAUACUGAGCUGGUAGGAGAACUACUGCUUGUAGAUGUGCUGCUAGUGAUGGAUACCAUUGAGGCUGCUUCAACCGUCGGGCUUGAAGAAGACGAAGUGCCAGUCGAAGAGCUGCUCGAGAACCUGCUCGUACUCGUAGAAGUGGUACUGGUGGUGGAGAUUGAACUCGAAGAACUUGCUGCGAUAUUGGGGGACGAACUGGUGGCAGAGCUGCUGCUCGUGGGCGUCCCGCUAGUGGAGGUGGAUAUCAGAGUAGCCGCAUUGACCGUCAGACUGGAUGAAGAAGACGAGAACGAUGUAGUGCUGACAGAAGAGAUACUCGUCGCAAUUGAUGAGGAGCUUGUCGUUGCCCUUGAAGAUGAAGAUGAGAUGGUCGAAAGACUGCUUGUAGAAGCGCUGCUGGUCAUUGAAAGGAGUGUGGCUGCGUUGACUGUUGCGCUGGACGAAGAAGAAGACGUGCUAGACAGAUUACUACUAGCAAUUGCACUGCUGCUAGUAGAGACAACUGUGGCUGAGCUGGUCGACGAGCUGAGAGAGAAUAGAGAGCUGCUUGGGGAGCUGCUCGAUGGUGUGGCUGUUGAACUAAUGCUUGGUGACAGCAACGUAGCUGGAUUGACUGUUGCAGUGGCGGAGGAAGUGCUGCUAGAGAUGGUACUACCGGUAGUGGAGCCUAAAAUAGACGUUGACCUCGACGGCGACGACGAGCUGCUAGUCAUAGUGCUUGAAGACGACCCUAUUGCGCUGCUUGUCGUAGGAAGCAGUGUGCCGGCGUUGGCAGUUGGGCUGGCAGAGGAAAAGCUACUGAACGAGCUACUGCUAGAUGAUGUAACGCUAGUAGUGGAGCUUCCGCUGACUGCAGAGCUAGAAGAAGAAGAAGAAGAACUGCCACUGAAACUGCUCAAAGAAGACGAUAUUGUACUACUACUUGUGGGAAGAAGCGUGGCGGCGUUCGCCGUUGCACUGACUGAAGAUGUACUUGAGAUGAUUGACGAGGAGGUACUGAUUGGCGUUGAGCUGCUUGAAGAGCUGCUCGUCGAAGUGCUAGAAGUUGUAGGUACCAAUGUGGCGGGGUUAACAGACACGCUGGAAGAAGUAGAGCUACUGAAUGAUGAGCUUGGGGACGAUGAGCUGAGACUCGAGAACGAAGUUAAAGAGGACGUCACGGAUAAACUAGUGCUUGAGUCUGACGCUGACGUCGAAGAAACACUUGAGGUCGUCGGCAGCAAGGUGGCCUGGUCAACCGUAAUGCUUGAAGACGUCGACGAACCAGAGGAAGAGAAUGCGGUCGAGCUGGAAUUUGAUCCCGGAGUCGAUGUCGAAGAAGCACUAGUGGUGGUCGGCAGCAAUGUGGCCUGGUCGACUGUGAUACUUGAUGAUGGGGAGCUGCUUGGCGAGGACGUCGACGAUGUGCUUGAAACGCUUGUGGUCGUGGAAGUGCUGGAAGAGCCAACUGAGCUUGAACUAGCUAACUCGGUUGUGCUGGUACUUGAUGGCAACGCGGCAGUCGAUGAUGUCGACAACAAAGUUGCGGGAUUGGCAGCCGGGCUCGAUGAAGCUGAGCUGGCAGAAGAAGAAGAAGAAGAAGAAGAAGAAGAAGAAGAAGAAGAAGAGCUGCUGAGUGAACUGCUGGAGGACCCGCUCACCAGGCUACUUGAGCUGCCGCUGAGGGACUGGCUUAAGGUACUACUCGAUGUCGAUGAAAACUGUAAUGUAGACGUAGAUAAGGACUGUGAUGUAGAAGUUGAUGACAGGGGCUCCGAGCUGGACGAGGCGCUCAUCGAAGAAACACUCGUGAUCGGCAGCAGGCUAUUCGCUUCGAUAGUACUGGAUGGAGUUGAGGACGUGAUACUCAAGGUACCGGGAGAUGUGAUGGAAGUCGACACAGAAGACAAUCCAGUACUACCUUCGGAAGUGCUAUCUGAAGUCGACAGCACCUCCGAAGUUGAGGUCGACGAGAGCGAGUCUGAGCUGUAA